ACAGAAGAACAUCUGAGCAACGGCAUUCGCACCUGUUGGACCAUAGAACCCACCACGAACCGCCUCGUGAAAGCCACCAGAGCUCCCAAUCCGCCUUUUCAAACGGCCUGCUCCAUCUCACGAGAGAACCCCCGCACGUUCCAGCGACCCAAAAGAGCAUCCCCGAUCCGCCCUCGACUGCGAAAAGCCCCAGCGACGACGUGCGACGAACUGUUUCGGACGGAACGAGAACCAACUACUACCUACCUACCUUCCCCGACGGGCGGCGUCCAGGCUCGCCCUGCGCGCCCACCUCCUUCUCCUUAUCCACACACACACAUCCCCCCCGACAACGAAUGGCCACGAUGGCGGCCGAGCCACCAUCCGCCGGCGGGGAGUCGGCGCCCAAGCUGCCCAUGCCAUCGCGCAACCCGAUCCCGUUGUCGGCAUCGCAGGAGGCGGCGGUGCGCGAGGUGUUUUAUGCGCGGGUGAGGAGGCUAUGCCAACCCGAGAUAAAAGCAUUCGCCGACUGCGCAAUGGGCCGCACCUUCUCGGUCCCGUUCGCGUGCCGCGAGUCGCACCGCACCAUGAACGGCUGCAUGAAGGCGCACGCGACCGAGGCCGAGCACGACGCCGCGCGCGAGGAGUGGUUCGCGGGCCGCCUGGAGCGCCAGCGCGAGCGCGAGCAAAAGGCCCGCCGCAAGCUCGAGCAGGAGCGCUUCCACCGCGAGUGGUGGGGCCUGCCCGAGCGCGACCGCGAGGACCUGCGCCGCGAGCAGGAGAAGCUAGCCAUGGGGGAGCGGAUCGGCGGGCAUGCGGCGCCGGGGAGGCCGAGGGUUGACGGCGGUGGUGGUGGUGGUGAGGGUGGCGCGGGCGGGAGUAGGGGUGGCGCGUCACGGGUAGAAGGGGAUGGGAAGGGGUCUGAGAGGUGACGGCGGGGGAUUCCUCUGCCGGGGCGAGGUCUAGGGGAGGUUUGUUGCUCGGGGCUGGAUUUCGCUGGGCUGAGGACUUUGUUGCAGUGACGUGCAAUGAGAAGCACGAUGGAUAUCCAUGAUCCUUGGCUGCUGUCGGUGGGCCUGUACAUGUAUCUAUCACCUAGUUUUAUGUGUAUCACUAUGGGAUGACCAUCCACCGCCUUGACAAGAGCAAUAUCAAAAAGAUGCUCUACCGCUACCAUUUAGAGCUUGCGAACACCCCUGAGCAAUGAGGAUAGCUUGCCACGCCCACCACCAAAAAGGCCAGUUCCUUUUUAGGCAUAGGGACAGGAAUAGGUACGGAACUAAAGAUAAAAAGAAAAGGAAAAUAGGAAUAAAAAUACGAAUAAGACAGCUUACCGCAUCAACAAUUUCACUCAAUCUUUGGG
This is a messenger RNA of Gaeumannomyces tritici R3-111a-1, 1342 nucleotides long. RefSeq lists its product as hypothetical. The transcript has 2 exons. The record is from RefSeq and is a predicted model, not a curated record. Bases 336 to 911 code for a protein of 191 amino acids. Gene Ontology annotation, cellular component: mitochondrion. NCBI's taxonomy places the organism in Eukaryota, Fungi, Ascomycota, Sordariomycetes, Magnaporthales, Magnaporthaceae.